AUGAAUCGGGUGCACCUGGUUACCAUUUACACCCACCCCCCAUUGCUGCCUUUCGGUUGGUUCUUUGGUCCACACCCACCCACUCUCUCAAUUUCUGCAGCUGUUCCCCCUCACCCUAUUCCACCUCCAAGAAGAACAAACAUAUCUGUUUGUCUCUUUAACCCAUUGUUUUCAAGGCUUCUCUCUUUUCCCUUCUUUAUAUUACAAACAGAGACUUGCUGCCACCUCCUCUUGCUUCAUUUUUCUCUUUGCUUCCAUACCCGCCUUCCCCACCCACCUUCCCCACCCACCUUCUGUCAAACCACUAGUUUCUUCUGUCUUGCCACAACACAAGGGUUUAAGGGUAGUCACCAAGAUGCAGGAAGACAGAUAAGCAUUGAUACAUACGUGUUGUGGGCUUUAAAACUUUGUUUAUUAAGUAUGUGUGUGUACACUCCCACAAAAGGUGAUAAUUGUUUGAAUUAA
Acanthosepion pharaonis is the source of this 465-nucleotide messenger RNA. The record is from the annotation of a GenBank genome assembly. NCBI's taxonomy places the organism in Eukaryota, Metazoa, Mollusca, Cephalopoda, Sepiida, Sepiidae.